AUGAGUGACUCCAGUAUUAGUGAGUCCAGUAUCAGCGACUCUGAGGACCAAGACUUUGUUGUUGUGGAGCAGCCCGACGAGCUCCCUGAAAUUGCUGAACUCGUUGUAUGGCUUCACCCAACUGAUUAUCUGGGCGAGUUCUCGGAUUUCCAAAAGCAUCUCCACUCGCAUGUGCAAGGCACAGGAGAAUGGAUUGAACAGACCACGCAAUAUCAGCAGUGGCAUGAUUCGCCCAUCCAUGGCUUGCUGUGGUUAAAGGCUGUCGCAGGAGCCGGGAAGAGCGUCCUCGCCGCCCGACUGAUUGCCCAUCUCCAACACACCGAGUCAAAUACGCCUGUUCUGUUCUUCUUUUUUCGCCAAAUUAUCGCAUCCAACCAUGAUCCUCACUCGAUGGUUCGAGACUGGAUGGCUCAGUUGCUGGGCCAUUCCCCGCAUCUGCGAACGAAGCUGGAUCGCUUCAAGCAAGACGGGCGCGCGGCGAAGGAUAUUGCCCUGAGUGAACUGUGGCAGCUUCUACUCGAUGCAUUGCGGUCUCUGGACAAGGUUUAUCUUGUCGUCGAUGCACUGGAUGAGGUGGACAGCGAGCAUACCCAGGGACUCCUUCAACGCCUCGUCGCUUUAGGGGAAUUCCGACCGGGGGCCAUCAAUUUAAUCGUGACCAGUCGACCACUGCCCCAAGUCCAGAAGUUCUUGAAUGUGCCUUCCGUUCUCCAGGUGAGACUCGAAGACCGUCAGGUUAACAAGGAUAUUUCUAUCUUUGUUCAGCAUCGUCUGACCCAAGCACAUCACCUCGAUGAGUCAACCAGAGAAUCGAUCAAGAGGUCCAUUGAGGACCGUGUACAUCCUUCAUUUCUAUACACACGCCUUGUAUUGACCAAACUGUUGGAGGAAGACAAAGAAGACUCGUUGGAGUUGGCGACGGUUCAAAAUGCACUCACCUUUCUGCCCUCCAGCAUGGAGGACAUGUACUCUGAAAUGCUCUACGAUCAUUCCCAACUCGCAUCUGUCCCACAAGAGAGACAACUCCUGAUCCUGCAAUUGGUCACACACUCUUCGCGCCCGUUGCGCCUGCUGGAAAUUGCAAGCGUCCUGGAUUUCCUGGACAUGAACAACGGGACCGGCAAACAUGGCGACACGAAGAACAUGACACGCAUGUCCUGUGGCCCGCUCCUGGAGAUUCUGGAGGAUGAAAUGGUUUCUAUCAUCCACCACUCAUGCACCGAGUUUUUGAUGGAUACCGCACGUAAAGACCGCCCGGUAGCUGAGCAGCCUGUCCAUCCGUUCCCGGUGAUCGACUCAACCCAAACACAUGAAUUGAUGGCUACUCUUUGUGUUCAAUAUCUGCUCUCUAGUGGCCUCUCGUCAUGGGAAAUCAAUGAUGAGUGCCGAUACCACGACGAAGGUAUAAUCUCCCAACAAAAGCGUCUUCAGUUGCAACAUCCUUUUCUCGGCUAUGCCCUCGAAAAUUGGCAUUACCAUGUCCAGCGAUCGAGCGUGUUAAAUUCCAGACUAUUAGAAAAGUUGAACACCUUUAUGGAUGCAGACAACCGCUCUUUCCAAGCCUGGGUUGAUGCGGUGAUCAAACCAGAAUAUGCCGUCAAGUCAGUCUCACCACUCCACGUUGCAGCAUGGACAGGAAUUACAAAUUACGUGGAGUUUCUGUUAACCGCGGGCCAUGAAAUCAAUGUCUUGACUGAUCAUGAAGAGACACCUCUCACCCUGGCUGCCCAGAAAGGUCACGCUGAUACAGUGGUCGUCUUUCUAAAGCACGGUGCGGCCCCAGACCAGUCAGACAAAUUCGGCCAUAAGCCAAUCCAUUAUGCUGCGCGGUCCAAUCGUCAUGCAAUUGUGCAGGCACUACUUGAUGCUGGAGUCAGCCCCCUCACGGGAGUAACGUGUGACUAUCCGCCACGAAGAUGUGGGAAUGCUCGGAGCAGUGUGGGCGACUCCCCGUUGAGAUAUGCCUCCAAGGCCGGUUCUCUCGAGGCCGUGCGUGCCAUGCUACCCCAUUUGAGCGAGAAAGAUAUUCAUUCUUCGCUUUGCUGGGCGGUUGGUUCCAGGCACCUGGCCCUUGCCAAAUUCCUUUUAGAAGCAGGUCAUAUCGAUGCUAGCGCGGAUAUUGGUGGAUCGUGUCUUCUCAAGGCCGCUCACCAUACGGACUGGGACAUGAUUCAGCUACUCAUUAGCAAAGGUGCAGAUCCCAAUUACCGGCCUAGGCCUGUGGAGCCGAGGACAAUCGAUGGUAUACCGGUCAGAUCUUUCCGAGAAAAGAUAGAAGAACCGUCUCUGCUUCAUGCCGUCUGUGCAUCUGAAACUGCCAGGUAUUAUCGAUACGAGGGCGGAGAUACAUUUCAGAUCUUUGAAAAAUGCUUAGACCUGGCUCUUGACGCGGGGUGUGAUGUUAAUCUUCCGGGCAUCAUGGGCCGUACGGCUUUGCAUUACUGUGUUAAGAGUAGCAUGCCUGUCGUGGAAAAGCUUUUGCAACGCGGGGCGGAUGUGCAUGCAACAGACUUUGACGGCAAUACACCUUUGCAUUUAUUGGAGUCAUCCACCGAAACGGCCCCGAUUUUGAAGGCGUUGAUCCGCCAUGGCGCCAGAUGGGAUGUUAUUCGUGAGAGGGACGGCAAGACGCCCCUGCACACAUGCUGCGAAAUGUCUAGUUUUGACGAUCAAAUCGAUGUCCUGCGACCCUAUAUUAAGGACUGGAAUAUCCCAGACGCCGAUGGCAAUACACCACUGCAUCUUCUUGCGGGUGAUGCUCGCAAACAGCUGCUUAGCAUGGGGGCGGAUGUGAAUCGGAAGAACAACAGGGGAGAGACUCCCCUGCACACUUUGGAUAGCUUGGACGCUGGGGACGCCGCGGUCCUUCUCGCGGCUGGGGCCGAUAUUGACGCCAGAGAUAACAAGGGCAGGACGUGGUUCUUGCGCACUGUGCAUAAGGAGAGCUACCGACCCGAGAAAACCCUCCAGAAGAUCCUUGAUCUGGGCGCAAAUCUUCACGCAGUGGACUAUGAAGGGAACGGUGCAUUGCACCUGGUUUGUAAAAGGCAGACCUCCAAUCAGAGCCUGAAAUUUCUACUCAAAGCCGGGGCGGACCCUCGACAUGUCAACUACAAUGGGGAUUCUAUCUACCAUCUCUUGAUGCGGGGUUGCUUUGGAGCCAGCCGGCUAUACUUCAAAGAGUUUUUGGAGCUCGCGCUUGCUACUGACGCCCCUGCUACGGCAAGGAACUAUCGAGGACAGACCCUGCUGCAUUCGGUGUGUGCCGGGGGCGUGGCAAGAUACAACACAACCCUGCAAAAGGCUACUCAGAACCCACUCAACUCUUUCCCGCCAUCGGACAUCGAUGCAAUGAUCAAGACAACAGACAACGAAGGCAGAAUGCCCAUUCAUCUGGCGGCAACCACAUCGGAAGACUUAGUCUCGUGGCUUAUUGAAAAGGGCUCUGAUCUCACGGCUUGCACUUACAACAGACAGAAUCUACUACACCUGGCUGCCUCUGCUGAUCAAAGCAAUACACUGGGUCUUCUCUUGGAAAGCUAUGCCAGCAAUGCCCAGACUCAAGGAGUCAUCAAUCAACGAGAUGAAACUGGACAGACCCCUCUUCAUUAUGCUUGUCGCUCUGGUCGAACAGAGAGCGUCAAGCUGUUGUUGCAAGCGGGUGCAGAUGCGAAGAUAGCCGACAAUAGUAGCUGGACGCCUCUACACACCUGUGCAGAGUUUACCAGGGAGCGGGGUCCAUCCAGAUGCAAAGCUCCGGGGCUGGGCGACGAAGGAAUCGAAUCCGAGAAAGAGACACUUAGGGUCACAGACAUUAUUCGUCUUCUGCAUCAGCACGGCGCAGAUAUUAUGGAAGGAUGCAUACCACGAGGAACUCCGAUGGAGCUUGCACUAGAUCGUGGCCUCGAGGAAAUGGUUAUUACUCUAGCACAGAUUGCUCGAGAGCAGUCACUUCCUGCUGUUCCAAAAUACUGCGAACCUGCCGGGCCCUUGUACCUGGCAAGUCGUCAUACCUAUGCCAACUCCAUUGCAGAGGAGCUCUUGCGAUGCAAUCACGAGCCGAAAGCCUUUCUGAAUGGCUGCGCGCGACUUUUGAGACUCGGUGCCUACGAAGUUCUGGAAGGGCUUGCAAGACAAGGACAUCAGCUUACAGCAGAAGGGUCGCACAAAAAGGACGACUUUCUCGUGCUGCUUGCCCGCUGGGGAUUCACUGAGAUGUUUGAGAAGCUUGGAAGAAGGCGUGAGAACACCGAUUGGAUCAAUGGGACUUUUUCCACGUCCUUUGAAUUUAUCACCCACAUGCAUCCGCUCAUUCUCCAUGUGGCGCACAGGGAACCGCCGAGCAUUGAUCUCCUACGGGUCGUCGUCGAGACCUUCAAGGCUGACGUGAAUGUGAAGUCACGCCAGGAAAACUGGCAAGAGGAUGCUGGGGUUAAUGUCCUCCAUGUCCUAGCGUGUGGCAAACACUGGUGGCACACUGAGGCUAUUCAAUAUGUUCUCGAUCAUGGAGCUGAUACCACACUGCGGGACGAAAAUGGCCGCACACCUCUCCACGUGGCAGUCUCUGGAGGUUAUCGACGAUUUGACAUUGUACAGGCCUUGUUGAAGCACGGAGCGAACCCCAAUGCAGUGGAUAAUGACGGCUCUACACCGUUGAACCUUGUGAAGGACGACCCUGAGAUGUUUCGACUGCUCACCCAGAACGGGGCCGACGUGACCCUGGGUGACUGGCCAGUCCUCUAUCAUGCUAUUGAUAAGCAGGAGGUGGAUACUGUGCGAGCCGUCCUUAAUCUCGGGAUUGACUGCAACAAGCCAUUCAAAGAGAGCCUGCCCUCUGUUGAUCCAGACGACGAUGAGAUGUACUUCGUCUGGAUGUCUGGUAGGGGCGAGCAACGCAAAGAUCUUCUCUACCGGCCACUUCGUUUUGCCGCUGGUCGGGAGCCUACCCAGCAAGAGAUGGUGACCAUUGUGCAAAUGCUCCUGGACUAUGGGGCCGAUCCUUUCCAGCCUUGUGGUGAUGAGACGACCAUCAUCCACGACUUGCUGCAACAAGGUGGCAUCCUCGAUCCUCUUCUUGCCCUGUCGGGGCUGGAGCUGGAAAAGCGGGAUGUGCCCGGAAGAACCUUGCUUUUGGCUGCCUGCGAUGUCCAUGAAACCAGCAAUCAGCGGUUCUUCCAAUACAAUGAAUUUCCUGCGAGGUGGCGGGCCAGUCUGAUUAAGCGGCUAUGUGACAUGGGAGCCGAUGUGUCGGCUGUGACCAACAAUGGAAACAACGUGCUCCAUCUGCUCGCCACUGCUACUCAGUGGAUUGAUGAACCACAAGAGAUUGUCGAUACUUUUCCAGGGUUCAUUGAAAAGUUUCCUGCCCUGCUGCACCAGCAAAAUGAAAAAGGAUACAAGCCAUUCCACCUAGCUGCCGAGAAUGGUUCUUGGUAUACAUGCCAAGUUCUCAUCAAAGCCGGCGCCAAGUUCCUCGAGCCAGAUCCCAAGGGUAACACUGGUCUGCACCAUCUAGACCAAUUCCUGUACAACAGAAAGCGUGAAACCCAGCUACGGAUAAUGGAUGAGGCUCUUGCGCUGGGGUGGGAUAUCAACGCACGUAACAACGAUGGAGAGACGCCGUUGUCGAAAUAUCUUCUCUCUCUGGGCAGAACCAGAGGUUGGUGGUCGCUCCGCAGGGAGGACGAGCAGAAGUUCGUGCAACGAUUCCGGGAUGCAGGGGCGGACUUCUUCACGCGGAGCAAUUCGGGGGAAGGUCUUUUGCAUUUGAUUGCCAGGUUGCCGGUUACGCACUCGGAUGAGACGGAUAUUCAUGAGUCGUUUACGUGGUUGAUGGAGAUGGGACUCGAUCCGUUCUUGGAGGACUAUCAGCAGAGAACUCCCGUGGUAAGUCGAACUUAG
Messenger RNA from Penicillium alfredii, 5901 nucleotides. RefSeq lists its product as uncharacterized. Gene Ontology annotation, molecular function: protein binding. The transcript has a single exon. NCBI's taxonomy places the organism in Eukaryota, Fungi, Ascomycota, Eurotiomycetes, Eurotiales, Aspergillaceae. The coding region runs from base 1 to 5901 and encodes 1966 amino acids. The record is from RefSeq and is a predicted model, not a curated record.